Molecule: messenger RNA, 783 nt
Organism: Triticum dicoccoides
Lineage: Eukaryota; Viridiplantae; Streptophyta; Magnoliopsida; Poales; Poaceae
Product: calcium-transporting ATPase 5, plasma membrane-type-like
Exons: 4
Coding region: 1-303 (100 amino acids)
Cellular component (GO): intracellular membrane-bounded organelle; plasma membrane
Molecular function (GO): nucleotide binding; P-type calcium transporter activity
Source: RefSeq, a predicted model, not a curated record
AUGAUACUGCAUAUUUUUGUCAGGCUUGCCUUUUUGAUGCGCAAAAUGAUGAGCGAUAAAGCUCUCGUCAGGAGACUUUCUGCAUGCGAGACAAUGGGUUCUACAACCACAAUUUGCAGUGACAAGACUGGAAAAUUAACUUUAAAUCAGAUGAUUGUUGUUGAGGCAUACUUUGGUGGUGAGAAGAUGGAUCCUCCAGAUAACACUCAGAAGCUAUCUGCUGCUGUAUCAACAAUGAUUAUUGAAGGAAUUGAUCAGAAUACAUCUUUGUGUGGCUUAAUGGUGGUGGAGGUCGUUCUGUAGGCUGCCUCCAGUGCUCGUGCCACGACAUUCACCGCCACCACUCCAGACCGUUCACCAUCGCCUUACGAGUCCGUUCAAAAAUGGAGGGGGCGUCGUGCUGCAGGUGGAUGUGGUGUUGCGCUGGGGUCCUCGAUAGUUAGGGCUCCUUCAUAGAGGAACACAGGCGGCGGCUGGCAAAAAUGCACGACACAACGCUCCACCGGCCUUCCUCCUCUCGCUGGGAGGUUGUCAGCCUGUUGUUGACUCCUUCUGUGUGCAUUGGAAGAGAACUCACUCGUCCCAGCUGCUAAAUUUCUUGCAUCUGAGUGCAUCCCAAAAAGUGGCAAAAAGAACAUGGAUAAAAAAGGAGGUGCGUGACAUGGUUCUUUUGUUUGUGGUUAUUAUUCUGUAGAAAUUUCGAUCUACCAAGUUAUAUUAGUUCAUAGUAUAAAAACUAAACAAUAGUCUGAAUUUUCUCUAAGUUCGACCGACACAUUUUAU